AUGAAUUAUUGUAAGCAUCUUUUUACGCGAAAAAAACUUUUUCGAUAUCUAUCUUAUCUUAUUGGAAUUAUAAUAUUAAUAUCAUGUAGUUAUAAUCUAGGUAAACAAAUUCGUGAAAUUCCAUUACAUGUUCAACAAUCGGUAUCUACAAAUCUAAUAAGUAAUGGUGAAAUAUCAAGUCUUUCAUUACCAAUUGUAUCAAUCUAUCGUAAUAGAUCUAUUGAUGAUAAAUGUGCAAGUAUGAAAAGACCAUCUCGUCAAAGUCUUUCAAAUAUUAUUCGUAAUGAUAAAAUGUUAAAUUAUCUCGGUUAUGUUCUUCGAUCACAUUCAUUAUUUUAUUGUUCAGUUCCAAAAGUAGCAACACGAACUUUAUUAACAUUUAUGACUUAUCUUCAUAUACGUGAUGAUCUAAUACCAUUAAUAACAAAUUAUUCUUCAUCAAAUAUAUUCAAUUUUAAUACAAAUUCAAAUUUUAAAAAGUCUUCCGAUAUGAUUAAUGCCGAUUAUUUUAAGCGAAUACUUUAUCAAUCAACUAAUAAUAUUUCUUAUAAAUCGAUAAAUGAUCCAUCAAUUCUUCUUAAUUCAUUUUUAUCAUAUAUAAUGGUAAUAAAUAAACCCAAUUUAUCAACAAUUGAUUUAUGGUCAAUGUAUCAAAAUAAAGCUCUUCCUUUAAUUCGUCUUCGUACAUUAGCUAAUCCAUCAAUAAUCUUUUCAUCCAAAUUUACUCGUGUGAUGUUUGUUCGUCAUCCACUUGAACGUUUAGCAUCAGCAUAUACGGAUAAAAUAACUCCACUUACAAAUCCUCCAUUUUCAUUAUAUGAUAGUCUUCGUCGAACAAUUUGUCGAAAAUAUGCUCAAUUUUAUUUAACAGAUGAUCAACGAAUGGCUUAUCGAAAGACAAAAGGUUUAUCAAAAUUAAAAAGUGAACCUUGUCAAAAAAUAAUUCCAACAUUUGAACAUUUUAUUGAAUAUCUUAUGUCUAGUUCAACAUUUAGUGAUGUUCAUUGGCAACCUUAUUCGAAAUUAUGUCAAGUUUGUUUAUUUAAAUAUAAUUUUAUUGGAAAAUAUGAAACAAUGGAAGAAGAUCUUAUGAAAUUAAUCGAACAACUUGGAUUAAAUAGAAAUGAUUGGAAUCAAAAAAGUUAUUUUAAAACGGGAAAAACAAAAGAAAAUUAUAAAUCUUUAUAUUCAAAUUUAACUAAUCAAACAAUUUGUAAAUUAAAAUAUAUUUAUAAAGAUGAUUUUAAAUUAUUUGAUUAUAAAGUAGAAGAUUAUUUAACAAGUCGAAAAAAUAUUCAAUGUUCACUAAGUUAUAAACAAAAACUUAGUAAAAAACGUCCAAAUAAAGAAAAUUAA
Adineta steineri is the source of this 1356-nucleotide messenger RNA. The record is from the annotation of a GenBank genome assembly. NCBI's taxonomy places the organism in Eukaryota, Metazoa, Rotifera, Eurotatoria, Adinetida, Adinetidae.